AUGGGCGAACGUCUCGCUGUGGACCCGGCCAACUCGGACAUCAUCUACCUCGGAGCUCGAAGCGGAAAAGGUCUGUGGAGGUCUACGGAUGCAGGCGCCACUUUCAACAACGUCACUUCCUUCACGGCAGUUGGGAAUGCUGCGCAGAACAAAAGUGACAUAACUGGGGUGGGAACCGACCUCCAGGGACUGACUUUUGUCACGUUCGAUGAGACAUCCGGGACUACAGACGCCGGUGCCACAAAACGUAUCUUUGUUGGAUCGGCCAACGACGGAGAUGUCGAGACUGUAUGGGUCUCCAAUGACGCCGGUGAGAACUGGGAGCCGGUAAAGGGCCAACCAGGCGAUUACUUCCCGCACAAGGCCAAACUGCAGCCAGAGGAAAAGGCGCUUUAUCUCACUUACAGUAAUGGGCUCGGACCCUUCGACGGUACCAAAGGAUCCGUCUGGAGAUACGACCUGAGAAACUCAACUUGGAAAGACAUUACUCCGGUGCCAAAUGCCACCCUAGCCCACGGCUUUGGUGGUUUGGGUCUUGACAUGCAGCAGCCCGGGACGCUCGUAGAUUCGUCAAUGUUCCGGGUGAAGCACGUGGGGUGGAUGAUUGAAGCACUGGAGAUCGAUCCUCUCAACAGUGAUCAUUGGAUGUAUGGAACGGGCAUGAGUGUUUGGGGAGGUCGGGACUUGACCAAAUGGGACAAGAGCCCUCGCGAAAACGUCACAAUCCAGAACAUGGCUUACGGCAUGGAGGAGACCGCCGUGUUGGACCUCGCUUCCGCUCCUUCAGGAACCGAGCUCUUGGUCGCAGUCGGCGAUAUCGACGGGUUCACAUACAGGAACAGCAGCGACCUCGACACACCGCCCUCCACCCCGUGGACGAAUCCUCAAAUUUCUACGACAGUUGGAGUCGACUUCGCCGGGAACGGCGUCGAACACGUCGUGCGUGUAGGGAACAGCUCCGACGGCUCACAAAGCCAGAUUAUCACCAGCGCCGACGGCGGUGCCACGUGGAAAGCCCACCUGGGGACCGAUAAUUCGACCUAUGGUGGUAAUGCGGCUUUCUCGGCUGAUGGAGACACGAUCCUGUGGUCCUCAUGGAACAGGGAGGUCUACCUUUCCAGGAACGGCAGCGACUUCACUCCCGUCUCGAGUCUUGCCCCGGGCGCGGUCAUCGCUGCUGACAAGCGCAAUGGCUCCGUCUUCUAUGGCGCCUCCAAGGGUGUGUUCCAUGUGUCGACCGACACGGGGGCUACAUUCGCACAAGCCGGUGAGCUGGGCAACGCUACAGUGGUGGUUGACAUCGCCGCGCACCCGGUCACCGAGGGCGAGGUCUACGUUUCGACCAACGGGGGAAUAUUCAAGAGCACGGACAACGGCUCCACCUUCACGCUGAUAACGGCGGGCGCGCUCACCAACACACAGCUGAUAGCCCUGGGACUGGGCCCGGAUGCUACCUCCUGGGCUAUAUAUGCAUUUGGAAAGGGGCCAGCGGGCACGAGGCUCUAUGCCAGUGUCGAUGGCGGCGCUUCGUGGCAAGACAUUCAGGGCGAUGCGCAGGGCUUCGGUGCAGUAAACUCAGAAAAGGGCAAACUCGCCGGCAGCGGAAAUGUGCCUGGUCGGGUUUACGUUGGCACGAAUGGCAGAGGCACAUUCUACGGGACCAUGGCCCAAGAUAGUUAG
Molecule: messenger RNA, 1680 nt
Organism: Diaporthe citri
Lineage: Eukaryota; Fungi; Ascomycota; Sordariomycetes; Diaporthales; Diaporthaceae
Exons: 4
Coding region: 1-1680 (559 amino acids)
Biological process (GO): xyloglucan metabolic process
Molecular function (GO): protein binding
Source: RefSeq, a predicted model, not a curated record